GUCGUCGCUGUCGUCGUCAACGCAUUCAUCAGCAGCGCACUACCGCGCACACCAUGUUCAAUACUCCGCGCACGGGCAGCUCGCUCACCACCUCGAGCCUGCUCACGCAGCCGCAGGGCGGCUUCGCGGACCCGCUCGCCCCCACCUCGGGCUACAGCGAGGUCGACCCAUGGAGCGGGAGCCAGAGCCCCGUGCGCUCGCCCAGCCCGCGGUCCGGCGUGAGCGGUGAGCCCGAGGCCAACGUAUCGCCCAACCCGAGCAGGGACGCUUAUCUGAACGACCCGCCAUCGCUCUACAUCUCCCUCUUCCGCGGCCUGGAGCCAAGCCACCUCGGCGAGGUAUCUCUACCCGCCGUCCAGCGCCUACUUCUCACUUCGAAACUGCCCGCGUCCACACUUGAGAGGAUCCUCGACUUGACGGCACACAACAAGGUCGCGCUCGACCGGUCCACCUUCUUCCUCGCGCUUGCGCUGGUCGCGCUCGCGCAGAACGAGGGCGGCGAGGUGUCGCUCGAGGCCCUCGACGCGGCACUCGGCACGCUGCCCCUCCCGCAGCUCCAGCGCCCGGGACCUACGCAACCGCAAUCCUCCGUCUCGUCGUCCUUCUCUCCUUGGGACACCGCGCCCCGCUACGCUGUCCCCGGCGCACAGACGCAGACGAACGGGGACGAGCCUCUGAACGGCGGCAACGCCGAGGCUGAGGCCGAGCGCGGCUUCUGGCGCCGCCUUGAGACUGUCGAUGUACAGAUCAUCCCCGAGAAGGAAGGCUGGUUCCUGCAAAAGUACCGCGUGGUGUCCGACAAACGGCCAGAACCCCUCAACCGCCGAUACUCGGACUUUGUGUGGCUUCUGACUACGCUCACGCAGCGCUAUCCGUUCCGCCUCCUGCCUGCGCUGCCGCCGAAGCGGAUCAGCCCCGACGCCUCGUUCCUCGAGCAGCGGCGAAAAGGCCUCCGCCGCUUCCUCAACGCGCUUGUCAACCACCCCGUUAUCCGCGACGACGGCGCGCUCAAUGUCUUCAUGACCGAAAUCAACUUUGAGGCGUGGCGCAAGCGCAUGAAGGUGUCGACAGAAGAAGAAUCCGUGAGCAAGCGUCUCAACCCCGCACAGGAAAUGGUCAUCCCCUCGGACCUGGAGGAGAAGCUCGAUCGCCUUCGCACCCGCCUCCCGGGCCUCAUUGCCUCGUAUCAAAAGAUGGUAACGCUCGCCGAGCGCGAGCUCCACCGCCUGCAGGUCGCCGCGGCCGAGUCUUCGCGCUUCGCGCUUUCGCUGCAGACCGUCGCCGAGGACCUCCCAGCCAGCUGCCACCGCUGUGUGCCAACCGGCCAAUCGUGUGAUCUGUGCACGGCGGUCGGGCGCGGCCUGGGCGAUGUGGGCAACGGGUGGUCGAGCCUGGCCGCGCAGCGCGACAGGGACACUGCCACAAUCGUUGCUGCCGUCGAGGCGCUCAAGACCCAGCGCGACAUGUACGGCGCGUUCCGGGACCUGUUCCACCGACACUCGCGGCUGUCGCGCGACUCGGUCGACACUCUACGGAAGCGAAUCGAGGGGCUGCAGGGCAAGAUCGAGAAGACGAGGCAGGCGCAGAAGCCGGGGUACGAGGCCGAAGUGGAGAAGCUCGUCAUUGCGAUCGAUCAAGACAACACGACCAUUGACAACCUCCUCCACCGGCGCGUCUUCAUCCGCGCGUGCAUGUGGCACGAGCUGUCGGUCGUGUUCCACACGCGGCAGGCGGCAGCGGCCACGCUCGGUUGGCGCGCGUGGGCAAACGGAGAGCACGAGGCCGCAGGGGCCGAGACGCGCGUGUGGGAGCGGCUUAUCGAGGACCUCGAGCGCAUGCCGACGGAUUAAGCGUGCUGUCAAGCACAAACAACAACGGAGCACAUUCAUUUAGCGGGGGGAGCGCAUUGGAGGCGACGAUGACGAAACACAUUUCUUGGCUGUUGUUCACUUCACAGGCGUUAGUAUGCAUGGUAGUAG
Molecule: messenger RNA, 1979 nt
Organism: Vanrija pseudolonga
Lineage: Eukaryota; Fungi; Basidiomycota; Tremellomycetes; Trichosporonales; Trichosporonaceae
Gene: MVP1
Product: Sorting nexin MVP1
Exons: 9
Coding region: 54-1850 (598 amino acids)
Biological process (GO): protein targeting to vacuole; retrograde transport, endosome to Golgi
Cellular component (GO): endosome
Molecular function (GO): protein binding; phosphatidylinositol-3-phosphate binding
Source: RefSeq, a predicted model, not a curated record